Molecule: messenger RNA, 831 nt
Organism: Symbiodinium natans
Lineage: Eukaryota; Dinophyceae; Suessiales; Symbiodiniaceae
Source: the annotation of a GenBank genome assembly
AUGCACAAUUGUCGGCCCCGAGCAAAGCAGAGCCAAUCGGAUGUGGCUGAGAAGAAGGCAAAGGCGGAGCCGAAGCCAAAGGCGGAGGCGGAGGAGAAGAAACGAAAGGCGGAGGAGCCGCCGGCGGAUGAGCCCCCGAAGAAGGAGGCCAAGGACGAGUUCGAGGAGGAGGAGGAUGAUACCACCGACCCCAAGAAGGCAACCAUCAAGGCGGAUGUUGACUUUCUGACACCAGAUUUGACACUGGACGCGCUGCCCUGCAUGGGGAACAAGGUUCUGAUGUCCAUCAAUGAAGGUGGGCUGCAGUAUAUGAUCUCAGGCGCCCGUGCGAACGUUGGGUUGAAGGCUGGACGCUACAUGUUCGAGUUCAAGAUCGUGGAGACCUACCACACAACUGAGACUUAUAACAGCAGGCUGAAGGGGAUGAGGCAGCUGGUGCGCGUUGGCUUCUCUACAGCAGGCUCCCCGUUGAUCCUCGGCGAGUCUGAUACGGCUGUGUUCUUCGACAACGAGGGCAACUUCUGCACUGGGAAGAGUCGCGCUCCCCGAGUCGUUCAGAAGUUUGCGCGCGAUCAGGGCAUGUCCGUGGUUCUGAACCUGGAUCCGAAAAGUCCUCACGCGAACACAAUUAGCCUCUUCACAAACGGCGUCCGUGCCUGCAAGCCGCAGAAGCUGCCGGAGCGCCUGCAUCUUGAGCGGAAGCUGUGGCACACUCCUGUCACAGCUGCGAGAGAACAGCUUCUCAAUGCAAGUUCUGCCAUGGAUCGAGCCAGGACAUGGAAAAGCUUGCGUAGAGAAGGGAUGAAGAUUAGUGUUGCAUGCAGAUCGUGA